Molecule: messenger RNA, 6903 nt
Organism: Toxorhynchites rutilus septentrionalis
Lineage: Eukaryota; Metazoa; Arthropoda; Insecta; Diptera; Culicidae
Product: N-acetylneuraminate 9-O-acetyltransferase
Exons: 5
Coding region: 84-1409 (441 amino acids)
Source: RefSeq, a predicted model, not a curated record
AUGUUUACAAAUAUAAUCAAUUGAAUUUUCAACAGCAAUAAGGCUUUGAUUGACGGGAAAAAUAGAUCCCUUCGGUUUUCGUGAUGGGUAGCGAGACAAAAAUCUCUAAAGCGGAGCGUUUUAUUCAAAAUCUCAAUGUAAUUAACGCAAAAAAACUUGCACUGCUAAUGGUGAUUGGUUUUAUAAUCUACCAUGGCCUGUUACACUUACGAUAUGGAAGCGAUUCUUGUAAAUGGUUACUCAGCGAUGGAAGAUUCAAAGGAAACAAGGAAUGGCAACCGUUCGGAUGUAUGCUACAUAAAUAUACGGAAACUGAUACAAGAAAAUGUUUUCGAUAUUUGGCCUUUUGGGGGAAUCAGAACCACUUUGUUUUCAUUGGAGACGUUCGCAUUCGAACGUUAUACUUAGAGAUGAUUAACCAUCUGAAACCUGCUGACGCUGAUAAUGCUUCAAUUCAAUCCAUAUUGGGUAAAACAGAGAACUUGCAAUUUGUUGAUUAUAAACUCAGACUACAAAUCAAUUAUAUCUACGCUAACGAAGUAUCGAGAAGUGUGGUGGAUGAAUUUAUCAAGUGGCAACACGAAGAGGAUCCGCCUAUCUUGAUUGUCGCCAGUUGUACUUAUUCUACUAUUCAUAAAGUGAAUGUAAGCAAAGAGCUGCUGAAGGCAUUCGAGAGAAAUCUAACAACACUGGUGAAACCUAUCGACGAUCUGAUGUCGAAGAAAUCGAAAGUUAUUUGGAAAUUGCAAGAUCCGAUAUACCAUGAUCAUUCGAUGGAUGAAUGGACUUACGUCCAAAACGAAGACAUUGAUAAAAUCAAUCAAGUUGUGUACAAUAUAUUGAGCUAUUCUAGUGCAAAAAUAUGGUCCUCAUCGAAAAUGAUUGCAUCUGGACUGGCCGACGAGUUCGUAGACGGACACAAGCUGGAUCGGUUGGCUUUGAAACAUGAUGUGCAAAUAUUGCUAAAUAUGUACUGUAAUGACUAUAUGAACUACAAUGAUGGCACAUGCUGCAGUAGUGCGGAGCCAUAUACAAUCAUCCAAAUUAUAACAUACGCAAUUUUGGGAGUUUGCCUCGCGAUUGCAGCAGCGAUGAUUAUUCGGCGUUGUUUGUUGAAACUUCGGGGAGUUAAUUUUUACAUGCCACUAAGCCAGACGGCAGCUUCACCUGCGCCAUCAUCCGCGGAUUCUCAGUCACCAGUGCUUGCUUUAGCUUCGCUGACAAUCAUCAUGUCAUACUUCUAUAUUUGCGAUCGAACGAACUUCUUCAUGAAAGAGAACAAAUAUUACUCAGAGUUCAGUUUUUGGAUUCCGGUUGGAUACGUUUUUGUGGUUGGUUUGUUCUUCACAGAAGACAAAGAAUGCUCUUUACAUCUACACAGUGCCGCAAUACAUGGAGUCUUCCAUUAACCCUUUCAUCGCCCCGUCACACAGAUAUGGGACUUUCGUCGUUCAAUUGUUCAAAUUGAGUAAGAUUUUUAAACGGAAUUGAAGAAUUGAAGAAUAGGCACCUAAAUGUAACCUUAAGAUAUGUAGAAAAAUAAUAAAAUCAUAACAAUAUUAUUAUAAUGUUUAUGCUAUACUUUUCAUUAAUUUAUAGUAUGCAUGGUUUGUACUGCAGUCGCGAAAACCAUAUAAUAUUGGGUUGGGGAAAAAUAAAUGUCGUAUAUUGUCAAUAUAUGGCAACACUUAAACAUAUCUUGUGUUGUACUUAUCGCAUCGAGUCAUACUAUACGGCUUUUUAAAAACGACAAUCUGGGCUAUUUUGACAGUGUUGUGAUUGUCCUUUUCAGUCUCAAGUGAUAGCGCGUCAAAGAUGGAGUCCACCAAGCAAGAAAUUCGUCAUAUUUUACGUUUUCACUACCUGCGAGGUAAACUGCAACGAAGGCGGCCGAUAAAAUUCGUGUAGUUUAUGGACCUGAUACUGUAACGAUUCGCACAGCACAGCGUUGGAUUGAUCGAUUUCGUUCUGGUGUAGUGGCUGUCGAAAUUACACCCCGUACUGGUAGGCCAAUCGUCGUGGAAAAAGUUCUCAAAUGCGGAUCAACACUAUCGUAGGAGCCUGCCCGUUGGUCUCAAAUGUUCCUAUCUCAUGCGUCCACGAAGAUCAUAUGACGACAUUUUUAGAUCGGGCGUGAACUCUCCCGGGGAAGGCCUCCCGGGCCAUUGGAGGCUUAGGGGUGCGUCUGAUCUCCAUGUUAGGGGCGGCGCACCGAAAAGGUUCCUCUGGCAAGCUGGGACUCUAAUAUACCUUGCCAACCCGUUGUCUCCCGGGCAAAAGAGAUACACCUAGUAAAAAUGGAGCUAAGUUCAAGAAGAAUUUUGAGAAUGCGAUCGCCCGAGGAGGGCCCCAGAACUGGAGCUGGUCCUGGAACGGGCGUAAGAGCGAGCGGCCAGCGGCUGGAGGACGAGGUGCAAGAGCGGGCCACCAGCCGGGUUCAAUCCGAAGUGUUACCGCCACACGGUAACAGCAGCCACCGACAUCACCCACGAAACGCUGCGCCUACGAGACAUAUUGCGGCUGCCAGACGACAGUCGUCCACACUUGUGAGUACCACUAGGCGACGGAUCAUGUGGACACACGAUAUGAAUAGAUUCGUGAUCCGCGCCUAUUACAUCUGCACUGCUUUGGAGACGGACAUGAGCGGUCGCCCUCAAAUACGAUGUUCGAGGAAGCGUAUCCAGAAUUCGUCGGGAGGCUUGAUCAGAAUGCGAUGAACGCGAGGCGUAGAGCGAUAGUACGCAACAACAUGCUCUCCCAAACGCAAGUCGACAAGAUCAAGCAGCAGGCGCAGAGAGAAAUAAGCUCCAGGAACAACAGAGCAAGCGAGCAGAGCCGGACGACCCACAGCCAGAUCAACAACUACUACGCGAUCUAGUCUUCCACUACGACGAAGCGAUCUCAUAGUUUCGCGACACAGACCCUUUGUCGCGCCCCAGGAUCCCGAAAUUCCAGCAUUCCCGCAGGCUCACGAGUGCAGUAAAGCGAUGUGACGAACUUCUGGGCUGGUAUUUGGAAGACCCCAGUACAGCAUCGCGACGGGCAAAUGUGGUUAAGACUGGAGGAGGAGAGUUGUGGUGAAAUUGGAGAGAUGCCAUCUAUCAUCGUCGAAGGGAACUAUGUCCGCGAAGCCUCGUGGUACCUGAGGAACUGGGCAGCACCGGGCCCCGAUGGUGUUCAGAACUUCUGGCACAAGAAGUGGCCCGUAUUGUUCAUCGACCACUGGCGCUUCCAUGUGCUCUACUGUAAGACAACGUACCAAACUACCGAUACCUGCCUGCACCUGUCCUGGAAAAUGACCGUUUCAAGCUGUACUGGGAUCGCACUGUUCUGAGCUACCUCUCGAUCCACCACAACCGUCCGGAUAUAAUGGUUUACGACAAGAGCGACCGCAAAGUCACCAUCAUCGAUAUCGAUAUUCCACUGAACCAAAAUCUGGAGGAGAUCCACUGUCGCAAAAUUUGUAAAUACCGCCCAUUGGCCGUGGAACUCAAAGAAUUGUCGGGGUUAAGGGAGGUCUCAAGAAUUGUUCUAGUCGUUCUCUCUGGAACUGAAAUUAUCCCGAAGACUCUUCUGGAAGCGCUUAAGGUGUUGAACAUGGAGAAGGAAUUGGCCGGCAUCCAAAAGUCGAUCAUCGUUAGCACUUGCGCGAUUGUCCGACAAUUCCUAGGUCAAGACUAAAACAGCACGAGCAUGCAGAUACGUGCAUUCCGCAGAGCAUAGUCCACCUUUGGCAUUUAGAAGCCCGGGGCAGAUGAAUAUUCUGGCUAGGUUCGCCUAGUCAAGAAGUGAGACAAGUUUGCCAUAAAAAAAUAAAUAAAGGAGUCUUCGUAGUCUAACUGGUUGCGUGUCCGCUACUAAGCGAACAAUCAUGUGCUCAUAACUCAGGUAUAACUCAUAACUGUGUUAAAAUUAGGGAAAACGUGAUCUAUCAAAGUUCUACUGUUUCUAGUAAUUCUAGUUACAUCGGAAACAGACUGUUUCACAUUAUAAAAAUCAGAGAGUUGUUUCAGCUGCUUCGAAUUCUGCACGUCGAGCCAAUCAAUGUAGAAAUCACCAGCAAUAAUAUUGAAUUUGCUACUAUUGAUGAAACUUUCCCACCAGUUUUCCAAAAUUUCUAAAAAUCACUGGUCACUUGAACUGGGAGAAUGGUAUAAAAUUCCAAAAUUUCCCAUCUGCAUAACCCUUCCAAUUGAAAUUGCCAAGAACCUAUUAUUUUCAACAGAUUUGUUUAUCCGAAUGUUGAAUUUAAUUAAACUGACCAGACGUCCCGCGUUACGUGGGACAGUCCCGCAUUUCAAUAAAAUGUCUCACGUAAGAUUACGUCCCGCGAAAUGUCCCGCAUUUGGUAAAAGAAACGAAAAUGUCCCGCGAUAUCAAUAUAUUUCAAUAUCACAAUUUGAUCAUGUUGAUUUUCUUGAAUGGAUGAACCUCAAAAAAAACUUUUAUUUGGCAGACUGUUCAAGAGCGCUUCUAAUGCAUUCAAAGAUCAAUACGUUGAGCUAGUUUCAUCGCACCGACAGUGGGCUUUUUGUUUAGAAUGUGUCAACUGGAAGCUACAGCAACAAAAUUGGAAUAUGAUUUUUAUAAAAGUCCCCAAUGAUCCGCAGGGACCAACGUGAGCCGGGCGAAGAGUUCAUUUUUGUUCCCCUAGCUCGGUCAAGGCUUAACGUUUUAAAUAAGCCGGAAGAACUACUGUAUACUCGACAGGAAGAGGCAGGGUUGUUUGAUGCAGUAUCGUAAACGAAGCGCUGGGCGGUCUUACGGAAGUUGGCCGGAACCUCAACCAUGGCCGAUGAAAAGAUGUAUGUCGGCGUGUUCUUUUACCUUUUCCUGGCUUUGGUGGUUGACUGUCUCUCCAUUUUGGCCAUUCGCCCAAAAUUUUUCUAUCGGUCGCAGCUGAAGAAUGUUGGGAAAGUUGGCGGUCUUCGCGACAUUGUUUAUCUCCAGCCGAUCCAUCCUCCAGUGAUCUUUUGGCGUAAUGGGUUGAUCCCAAGUUCGGCAUAAAGACCACAUCACCUUCGCAACUUCCGGCAAGCACUUCGUACUAUAUAUCUCCCUGUUCACCAUAUGACUCGAAAGAAGAGCGGCUUGGAAAUUCUUUUCACGCCAGUCAGAGAAGGGCCUUCUUCGAGAACUUGAUGUGGAUGAUAUAUUCGACAUCAUCGCUUACCUGGGAAACGUAAAGUACCUGGUCCUCUGCCAUUCGUUGAACUCUAGCAUCAAGUACGUCUCAUCUUUAAUUAUGAGUACGAAAAGAAGUUUUUCACCAGUGAACAAGAGGGUUUUCACCAGUGAAAAAGAAGUUUUUCACUUCUUUCGCCGGAAAGAAGUUUUUCACCAGCACCUCAAGUUACUCCUUCUGGGUGAUUGCCUGCUGCUCAGAUAAUGCCGGUCUCGUCUGACGCUUCCGCAUAAAAAUGUCCAUUUUGGCCAGAUUCUCCUUCACCGUUUGGCCGGUUGCUUCGAUCUCCCGGCUUAAGGCAGGGAGAUGAUGUUGUAAAUACCAGAUCGGCUAUAUCUGGCGGACACAAAGCGCCUCGGGAUGUCCAACUCAAGUUGCUUGACAGCGCUGCAUCUGCGAAUCAACAACCUUGAAUCAUUUUUUGUUAAUAAACUUAAGAUUUAAGGGAAAUAUGUUCCAUUAAAUUAUCUUCCAUCGCCGUCCGAAAUUGGUCCAUUUUUUUGAAUGCAUACGUUAUCACUAAAAUCGAUGAAAAAUGAAUUGGAAUUUUCGAGCAUUCCAUUCGGUAAUUUGAAGAAAAGUAUAGAAUUUGAAUCGUGCAUGCCAGGCGCAAAUGCUCUGAUUGAGCGAGUGAUUUUUAGGCGUAAACAAAAUCUAAACCACCGAAAAAUCACAACUGAGCGCCGAUACUUAGAAAGAAAUAAUACAGAUCAGUUUAGACUCGCAAAACUUUGGUUUAUAUUAACAUAACGUUUUGUUUUUUGUGUCCCGCGUUAGACCUCUGGCCACUUUAUAUAUACAUAUCGUUUUGUUUUUUGUGUCCCGCGUUAGACCUCUGAUCAUCUGGUCACUUUACAUUAGACAAGAAAUAAUACAGAUCAGUUUAGACUCGUGAAACUUUGGUUUAUAUUAACAUAACGUUUUGUUUUUUGUGUGUCGCGUUAGACCUCUGGUCACUUUAUAUAUACAUAACGUUUUGUUUUUUGUGUCCCGCGUUAGACCUCUGACCAUCUGGUCACUUUACAUUAGACAGGAAAUUUAUUUAUCCGGAAAUUUUUUGCCUGGAACACGAACAGAAAAUAUAGUAAAAAAGUAAACAAUUUGACGAUUAAAAUGAGUAUGUUUUGCAAUAACCACUCGUUUUCGUCCCCGACGCAACGAGCAAUCUUUUUGCCUUCAAUUCGAUGUUAACCCACAAUGUGAGUCGAUGCGUAUCAGAGUUAUUCUCCAUUUGUUGGGCAAACAGGCAUAAGGUGGCAGAAUCAAUGGAGGGAUAAUCUUGGAAGAUGGUUUUACUCUAUUCUGCCCAAUGUUCAGUCUAUUCGGGCGCAAUUCAUGUUUUUAUCGUAAAGGUAUUAUGUAAUUGUGGUCCAGGAUGUCAGAAUAACGAGCAUGUUGUUUGGUUAUGUAAAAAAUGCAAUCAAUGAAUUUAACUGGCUGCUGAUUUAGAAGUUUGAAAGGGUAUACUCAUACUUCUGUAGUCAUAGAUUUAUUUGACUUACGCUUAUAUUUAUGUGUAUCUUAACUAUUUAGACUUGUGUUUAAAAAUGAUAAAUGAUAACUCCUUGUCUUUUUGUACAUAAUUGAAUAAACAGAUGAAAAGUGUAUUAAUGGCUUUAAUGGUAUUUUUGUGUACAAUUUUGAACAGAAUUUAGUUAUUGAUCCUACCACGUUAUCUCAUAUUGUCCGUUUAAAGGAUAGAAAUUCAUACAGGCAAC